Molecule: messenger RNA, 1182 nt
Organism: Tachyglossus aculeatus (Australian echidna)
Lineage: Eukaryota; Metazoa; Chordata; Mammalia; Monotremata; Tachyglossidae
Gene: TMEM79
Product: transmembrane protein 79
Exons: 3
Coding region: 1-1182 (393 amino acids)
Biological process (GO): regulated exocytosis
Cellular component (GO): lysosomal membrane; trans-Golgi network membrane
Source: RefSeq, a predicted model, not a curated record
AUGGUGGACCACGAGGCCCUGGCCCUCAUGGAGCUGGGGGCGCCCAACCCAGAGUCCUCCAAGAAGCGGCCCUCCCACCACCCGCCCCAGUCCCCGGGCGCAUCCCCCGCGUCCAACGGCUCACCGGACGGCGAAGGGGUGAACGACGCAGGGGAGGGGGAUGUGGCCAGCGAGGCGGCCACCCUGCCUUGGACUCCCUGCACCCCGUCGACCCCUCAGCCCAGCGCUCCCCUGGCCGACCCUCCCGAGCCGCUGACCCCGCCGGGGUCCCGGGCCGUGGUGCCCAUCGACCCUCAGUGCGUGGAGCUGUGCCCGGCCCCGCCGCGGCCUACCACCGACCUCAUCGUCCGCUACGAGAGCGAGACGGGCCACCCGCCGGACCCUCCCUACCCGGCCGUGGUGGGAUCCCCCGGCCGCAAGUGGGAGGCCGCGGCGGGGGGAUCACCGGGCCGCAAAUGGGAGGCCGCGGCGGGAGGGUCCCCCAGCCGCAAAUGGGAGGCCGCGGCGGCGGAGCCUCCCUGUAGGAAGUGGGAGAUGGUAGGCCGGGAGCGGGCAGGGUGGUCCCGGUGCCCGUUGGGGUGCCGGGGCGGCGGGCGCGGCGAGCGGGACGGCUGGCGGGCCGUGGCGUCCAUGGGGGCCGCCCUGGUGCUGUUCCCCUGCCUGCUGUACGGCGCCUUCACCCUCCUGCCCUUCGACGCCCCGCGCCUGCCCACGCUGGCCUCCCGCCUCGUCUACACCCUGCGCUGCGGCGUCUUCGCCACCUUCCCCAUAGUGCUGGGCCUGCUGGUCCACGGCGUGUCCCUGCUGUGCUUCGGCUCCCCACGGCCGUUCACGGCCCCCCGACCCGAGGUAGAGCUGCACCGCCGCUACGUGGGUCAGUCGGUCCAGCUGUUCGUGCUGUACUUCUUCAACCUGGCCGUGCUGGCCACCCACCUGCCGCAGGACCUCCUCAAGCUGCUGCCGCUGCUCGCCGGACUCUUCGCCAUCUCCCGGCUGGUGUACUGGGUGACCUUCGCCAUGGGCCGAUCUUUCCGCGGCUUUGGGUUCGGGCUGACGUUCCUGCCGCUGCUGGCCAUGCUGGGUUGGAACCUGUACCACAUGUUCCUGGUGGAGCCGGAGCGCCUCUUCACCUCCGCCGACACCCCCGACCUCACCCGGGCCGGCCCCCGGCCCUGGGGCUGA